Molecule: messenger RNA, 1144 nt
Organism: Contarinia nasturtii (swede midge)
Lineage: Eukaryota; Metazoa; Arthropoda; Insecta; Diptera; Cecidomyiidae
Product: trypsin-5-like
Exons: 10
Coding region: 83-1003 (306 amino acids)
Biological process (GO): proteolysis
Molecular function (GO): serine-type endopeptidase activity
Source: RefSeq, a predicted model, not a curated record
UCUUUAGUUUUGGAAGUCGGGAUUCAAACUUUUGGACUUUUUUCUUCAAACUUUAUUUAAACAUAUCAAUAAGUUAAAAAUAAUGAAUUUAUUUUGUGUGUUGUUGAUCGUGUUUGUUUUGACAGAGUAUUCGAAAACAGUUGUUUCGCAAAUUAUUGAUGGCAUAGCGGUUGAAAAUAUCAAAGAUUACAAUUAUAUCGUUGGAAUUCAGUAUCACAGGAGUGACGGUGCUGAUUUUUAUAAUUGUAUUGGGACUAUAAUAAAUAGUUACAAAAUAGUUACUGCAGCACACUGUCUUUUUAACAACACGCCCAGCUUUACGUUGAUUUUUGGGUCACAAAAACUCACCGAACCAGUUUAUACCGUGAAUAUUACUGAUUUAGACUAUACAAUUCAUCCGAAAUACAGUCGAGGUAGCCCGUACUUAAAUGACAUAGGUGUGAUUGAAUUGAAAAAAGCAUUACCAUUUGGGGAGCAUAUUGGCAAAAUCGAUAUGGUAGACAAGAAAAUGAUUGAAAAGGAAUAUGCAGGACAUACGGAUGAAGAAGUGACAAUGUUAGGAUACACGACAUCGGAACAUCCUAAACGAACCCCGUCAUACAGUCCCUUAAUGUCCGUUGUUUCGAAAAUUGCCGAUUUUGCUGAAUGUAAACGGACGUAUCGGAAAAGAAAACAAAAUUGUGUGUUAGAUUUUGAACGACAAUUUUGCGUUGCUUUGCGUGGACCGCAUCAUAAUAUGCAUUUAUCGAAUGCGGGCGAUUCGGGAGGGCCUGUCAUUCUAAAACUAUGGACGAAAAGCUCCAAACCAAGUAUAAAACAUUUUUUCCUGGGUUUUACUUCGAACGACAUACGUGGUCUCCCUGAAAUAUGCACGAAAGUCGCUGGACAUUUGGAUUUUAUUGCAAAUCCAAAGGCUUUUGUAGCGAAAUAUAACAAAAAGCAGAAUGCUGCAUCCAAAUCGAAGAGCAAAUUCAAGUUUUCAAAGUGUAUACCCUCCAUGUAAACGAAAUAGAAAACGAACGAAUUUCGGAUGGCAACUGGCAACACUUUACUCCGUUGUAACACAGAAUGUUUUGCUCUAUAAGUUACUCUUUUUCACCUGUUUAAAUAAAGUAUUUUCUCUGAAGCGAGAGAAUGAACUUAA